Hippocampus zosterae (dwarf seahorse) is the source of this 1793-nucleotide messenger RNA. It is a transcript of the gene trmt6, whose product is annotated as tRNA methyltransferase 6 non-catalytic subunit. Lineage: Eukaryota; Metazoa; Chordata; Actinopteri; Syngnathiformes; Syngnathidae. The transcript is spliced from 12 exons. Gene Ontology annotation, biological process: tRNA methylation. Gene Ontology annotation, cellular component: tRNA (m1A) methyltransferase complex; nucleus. The record is from RefSeq and is a predicted model, not a curated record. Bases 143 to 1564 code for a protein of 473 amino acids.
GCGGAAGUAGCUCCAUUCUGUUGUCUACCCGUCACCCUGAGACGGAAAGUGGAAGACGACACGUGCAACGCGAGUUUAACGAUAAUUUCAUAAACCACGGUGAUCGUUGUUAUUGAUCGGUCAUUUGUCUAUUUCGCCGAUCAUGGCAGACAGUGGAGACGACGACUCCCCGUAUAAGAUCAACGAGGGGGACUACGUUAUGCUGAAGCGGGGCGAGAUCUACAAAGCUGUACAAAUACAGUCGACAAAGAAGGUGGUGUUUGAGAAGCAGUGGUUCUUCCUGAAUAACGCCGUGGGGCACCUAUACAGCACCACUUUUGAAAUUGUAUCUGGAGGACAGCUGCAGCCUGUGAAACCAAAAGAUGAGACAAGUGCAGCAUCUGACACGAAGGAGGCGGGUACGGACAAUCGGAACAUCGUGGAUGACGGCAAGUCGCAGAAGCUGACCCGAGAUGACAUUGAGACACUCAAAGAGCAAGGCCUUAAGGGUCAGGAAAUCAUCCAGAAGCUCAUAGACAACAGCUCCACCUUCAGGGAUAAGACAGAAUACGCCCAGGACAAAUAUAUUAAGAAGAAAAAAAAGAAGUAUGAGAACACUGUGACCAUUCUUAAACCGACUUGCCGCAUCAUGGCGCUUAUGUACCACGGACGAGAGCCAGGAAAGAUCUGUCACUUGCGAUAUGACACAUUGGCACAGAUGCUGACCUUGGCCAACAUCCACGCCGGCAGCAAGGUGUUGGUGUUUGAAACAUGUGCUGGCCUCGUGCUGGGGGCCGUCAUGGAAAGAAUGGGAGGCUAUGGAUCAGUGAUCCAAAUGUACCCGGGGGGCGGGCCGGUCCGGGCAGGAGUGGAGAAUUUUGGCUUUCCCGCUCACUUCCACGACACGCUGCAUGACUUUCCCAUCUGUCACGUGAAUGCUUUGCUAGCAGGCACGCUGGACACAAGCCCGAAGGACCCCGAUAGUGCUGAAGAGGCACCUCACCCCGACGUGGUUGCUGAGGCGCAGCCCAAGAUGGAGGACACCCCGGGUGACUCCGAGAACGUGGAGACGAACGCCAGCAGGGAACCAGGCACAGACGACGAUCGCCAACGAAGCAAAGAUGAGAAGGCUCAACUCAAGCGGGUGAAGCAAGAGGAGAGGCGCAAGAAGCUCGCGGCGGCAGCGGCCCAGUUAGACGGCAUGAACGCAGACGGAUUGGUCAUCGCCUCUCGCUUCCACCCAUGUCCCGUCCUGAUGUGCCUGCUCAGGUUCUUGUCACCCUCCAGGCCCUUUGUGGUCUACUCGCAGUAUAAGGAGCCGCUAGUCGAGUGCUUCACCAAACUGAAGGAGCAAGGCGGCACGGUCAACCUGCGCCUCACCGACACAUGGCUGCGGCAUUAUCAGGUGUUGCCGAACAGGACGCAUCCCAUGCUGUUGAUGAGCGGCGGUGGCGGUUACCUCCUCUCGGGUAUCACAGUGGAGACAGACCGUUCGCGGCAGGCUAACUCGGAGGAGCCGGCGCCAAAAAAACAAAAAGUGACAGAAGAGCCAGCGGCAAAAAAACAAAAAAUGACGGAAAGCUGAAGGGCUUAAAAGCACCAUCGGCAACAGAACUGGCGGGAAUGUCUGUUUCGGUGCAUCGUAAACUCUUCUAGGCAGUUAAGCAAGGAAAGGCCUCGAAAGAGAUGCGCCCUAGAUUUGUCAUGUAGGCCACAAUUUGUUUUUUGUUGUUGUUUUUUUUACCCUGGAAGUUUUAUUUUUUGUAGCCUCAUGACCGAAUCUUCACAAAAUUAAAACUUUUUCCGAUGCGGAA